AUGAGCCGACGCGCCGGGGCGCUGGCGCGCGAGGACCCCGCGGGUCCUAGUCCAGAGGCUGAUAAAAGAGAGGAAGAGGAGGAGGAAGAUGGCAUGGGGCCUUGUCCGCCAGUCACCCCGAAGAACUGCUUUGCUCCCCGGGGCAUCAGCGUCCUGGAGAAACUCGUCAAAACGUGCCCGGUGUGGCUGCAGCUGGGCCUGGGCCGGGCGGAGGCAGCCCGGAUCCUGCACCGGGAGGCGGCCGGGACCUUCCUGGUGCGUAGGGACGGCGGCUCGAAGCACCUGGUGCUCUGUGUCCACUUCCCUUCCCGGAACGGGAGCUCGUCCGAGGUGCUCGAGUACACCAUCAGAGAAGAAAAGUCGAUAUUGUACCUGGAGGGCUCGGUUCUUGUGUUUGAGGACAUCUUCAGACUGAUCGCGUUCUACUGUGUCAGUAGAGAUUUACUGCCCUUCACACUGAGGCUGCCGCAGGCCAUCCUUGAGGCCAGCAGCUUUACAGACCUCAAGACCAUCGCCAACCUGGGCCUGGGUUUCUGGGACUCCUCGCUGAACCCCCGGCGAGCAGCUGGCAGCCCAGCGGAACCCCCGAGAGACCCAGCCCCAAGGGCGCCCCCCACCGCCAGCCUCAGGCCAGCUUCCCACCAGGAAAACUGCGCGUGUGAGAUUGAGCUCUCCGUAGGAAAUGACCGCCUGUGGUUUGUGAAUCCCAUCUUCAUCGAGGACUGUGGCAGCGGCAGCGCCCUGCCUGCCGACCGGCCGCCCCUGAGAAGAUGCCCCUCCAGCCCGUUGCCUCCCACCUCUGACUCUACCUCACCCGCCUCCCGGUGGGCCCCUCGCCGCCCGGCGCCCCCGCCCCCAGCACCCCCUCUCCACCCCCUCAGUCCUGCCCGGCCUCUUCCACCCCCUGCCCCAGCUCCGGCCUGCCCUCUGCCCAGUUCUCCCCCACCUCCAGACGCCCUUCCUCCUGCAGCCCCAGCAUCUGCCCCCCACCUGGCCCCCCAUGCCCUGCGCCCCCGGGACCAUCCAAGCCAGCUACCCAUGACAGCCUGCGAGAGGCCCCCAUGCCCCCCCGCAGGCCUGGGCGCCCUCCGGGAGGAAGAGAAGAAGCCAGGGGCGGCCCCCAGCCCCCUGCAGCAGGCCCUCGCCCCUCCGGGGCCGGGGAAGAAAGGCGCCCCUGCAGCUCCUCCCAGACGCCGCCUCUCUGAGAAGCUCUCCCUGGAGGACCCAAAGGUGGAGAAGGUGGACAGGGCCACCACCGCCCAGUGGGACCAGCCGGCUCUUUCCCGGCCGCCCUCCCUCGCCCUGCCUCCCCAGGGGACCUCAGACAGCCCUGGGGACAGGCCUCUGAGGACCACAGAGCAAGGACAGGAAGUAGUGGCCCAAGCCAGCCAGCUGGGCAUCCUGCCAGAGUCGGCAAGGAAGAUCCGGCCACCCCCAGUGCCCCCUCCUAGGAAGAAGCGGAUUUCCCGGCAGCUGGCCUCAGUCCUUCCGAGCCCCUUGGAGAGCGCCGAGCUCUCCACGGAGGAGGCAGCCCCCGAGAAACCCAGCCCUGGCCCGCCCGGAGAGGGACAACGCCCCCCCGCCUCCCAAGCUGGGACCCAGAGCCCAGAAGACCCGGCCAGCGCCCGGCGCCAGAGCCCCCCGGAGUUCAAGGGCUCCCUGGCCUCCCUCUCAGACAGCACGGGGGCGCACACCCCAGCCACCGAUCAAGACUCCUACUCGACCAGCAGCACGGAGGAGGAGCUGGAGCAGUUCAGCAGCCCCAGCGUGAGGAAGAAGCCGUCCAUGAUCCUGGGCAAGGCGCGGCACCGCCUGAGCCUCGCCAGCUUCACCAGCGUCUUCCAGGCCUUCCUCUCCAACGACCGCAAGCUGUACAAGAAGGUGGUGGAGCUGGCCCAGGACAAGGCCUCGUACUUCGGCAACCUGGUGCAGGACUACAAAGUGUACAGCCUGGAGAUGAUGGCGCGCCAGGCCUCCAGCACCGAGAUGCUGCAGGAGAUCCGCACCAUGAUGACCCAGCUCAAGAGCUACCUGCUGCAGAGCACCGAGCUCAAGGCGCUGGGGGACCACACCCAGUACUCUGAGGAGGAGCUGGAAGCGAUUGUGGAGUCCGCCUUGUACAAGUGCGUGCUGAAGCCCCUGAAAGAAGCCAUCAACUCGUGCCUCCACGAGAUCCACAGCAAGGAUGGCUCCUUGCAGCAGCUCAAGGAGAACCAACUGGUGAUCCUGGCCACCACCACCACCGACCUGGGCGUGACCACCAGCGUGCCCGAGGUGCCCGUCAUGGAGAAGAUCCUGCAGAAGUUCAGCAGCAUGCACAAGACCUACUCGCCCGAGAAGAAGAUCGCCAUCCUGCUCAAGACCUGCAAGCUCAUCUAUGACUCCAUGGCCCUCGGCAACCCAGGGAAGCCCUACGGGGCAGAUGACUUCCUGCCCGUGCUCAUGUACGUGCUGGCCCGCAGCAACCUCACCGAGAUGCUUCUCAACGUGGAGUACAUGAUGGAGCUCAUGGACCCCGCCCUGCAGCUGGGAGAGGGUUCCUACUACCUGACCACCACCUACGGGGCCCUGGAGCACAUCAGGAACUACGACAAGAUCACGGUGACCAGGCAGCUGAGCGUGGAGGUGCAGGACUCCAUCCACCGCUGGGAGCGCCGGCGCACGCUCAACAAGGCCCGCGCCUCCCGCUCCUCCGUGCAGGACUUCAUCUGCGUGUCGUACCUGGAGCCGGAGCAGCAGGCGCGGACGCUGGCCUCGCGCGCGGACACGGCGGCGGCGGCGCUGUGCGCGCAGUGCGCGGAGAAGUUCGAGGUGCCGCAGCCGCAGGACCACCGGCUCUUCGUGCUGGUGGACGGGCGCUGCUUCCAGCUGGCCGACGAGGCGCUGCCGCACCACAUCAAGGGCUACCUGCUGCGCAGCGAGCCCAAGCGCGACUUCCACUUCGUGUACCGGCCCCUGGACGGCGGCGGGGGCGGCGGGGACCCGCCCUGCCUCGUGGUGCGGGAGCCCAACUUCCUGUGA
Messenger RNA from Pipistrellus nathusii (Nathusius's pipistrelle), 3021 nucleotides. The record is from the annotation of a GenBank genome assembly. NCBI's taxonomy places the organism in Eukaryota, Metazoa, Chordata, Mammalia, Chiroptera, Vespertilionidae.